UAUGAAAACACAAGUUUUACUAAAAGACAGACCUUUUAUAAUUCAAGUUGUUCAAGGAAAUAAAUAUAAUAAUUUGUUACCAAGAUUUUUAUAUGAAUCUUUAUUAGAGUCUAAUAAUGAAGUUAAAAAUGACUCUAUAGCUGCUAUUUCAAAACUUUAUAAAAAAAUAUUUCAAACAGAAACACAUUUUUCUGGAGUAUCAAUGAUAGGUAUGGAUGACAAUAAUAUUUUAGAUGAACUUGUAUCAGAUUUAUCUUUUCAACUUUUUAUGAUAAAUUUACAGAAAAUUAGUAUAGUGAUACAUUCGAUUGGUAUAUUAACAAAACAAGGAGCUGAAUAUGGAUUUGCUUUAUCUUUUAUCUAUUCCAAGUCCAAUGAAUGUAUUUUGAUUUUUCAAACUGUAAAUAAGGAUAGAUACUCUAUUUGUAUUUACAAACAAAACCAAAUUUCUGAAGAAUAUCGUGGAUUAGAUCCUAAUAGUUUUUUCUUACUCAAUUCACAAUGCAAAAAUUUUAUGAGUAAUAAAGAAAAUGCGAAUUUAAGCUCUUACAAAGUUGAUACUAAAACAGGAUUGCCACUAAAAUAUCUUAGUAAUCAAAAAGAAGAUUUAGAAGAACUUUGUAGUACCUGUAGUACUUAUAGAUAUGAUAUAUUUGAAGAUUUGGCGAAUAUAAUUGUACAAAAUAUUGAAAAUCAGGAGCUUCAGACACAUUUGCUUAAAAAAUUUCUUAAGCGUGAUUAUCUGAAAUAUUUAUAUAUAACUUGUUAUGGAACAGUAUCACAUGACUCUUGUAUCAAUUAUUGCCUACUAUUUGCAUUUGGUAAUUGUAAUAAGGAAUAUAUACUUAAAUAUGAUAAAUGUAAUAAAAUAUUCAAUUUAUUUGAAGAAUUGCAAUUAUUGCUUAGAGAUGAACAACAAGAGAUAUUGAAAGAACUUCAGGAAAUGCUAGAAUAUUAUCUUGCACAUUUAACUAGAAAAAGAUAUUUGAACAGUUAA
This is a messenger RNA of Racocetra persica, 997 nucleotides long. The record is from the annotation of a GenBank genome assembly. Lineage: Eukaryota; Fungi; Glomeromycota; Glomeromycetes; Diversisporales; Gigasporaceae.